CUAUCCACAACCAUCCAAACCUUCUCCAUCUUUCCUCAUUCUCUCCCUCACCACCCUUGAUCACUUCAUCCUUGCUGCAAUUCAAACAGUCUUUGGGGUCUACUCUUUGAACUCACUCAAAGACAUCUGAUAUUCUCAAUACUUUGCCUUCCCUAUUCACUUCGUCUAAUACCGAACAUAGAAACUGCUGGACAGUACCAUGGCUCCUCGACCAAUCCUCUACCCACUCAAGACCUCGAAGAGCGUGACCUUCCCAUCACAACUUCAAGACAACGCCCCUCAUCGAUCUGAUAUGGAUCAGCAUGAGCCAGGAAGUGGGCCUUUAGUCCCCCCUCCACGCGCAUAUAUGGAGUUUCUCAGGGCUCUACGCCCGGCUUACUCGGGCCCCGAAGGUAUCAAUGGAAGCUACACAAGAUGGGUGAGGAGCAGGGCUCUACCAUCACCUGUCUCGAUGCCUCCCACUGCUAGAAGCGCAACCUUUCCUCCUGGAAGUGUACCCAAGUCUAGUCCUACUUCAAUUCCCCCUACACCACGUGGGCCUCCGCGAUCAGCAAGGGAGCCUAUCUCUGCACGCCACCUCCGCGCUUCACCACAGUACCCGUACUCCCCAGCAACAACUGAAUCCCCACAGAGUCCUUUCACUCUAAGAACACCCUUUUCACCAGCAGAUUGGAGGGGAAGGUAUAUUGAGAGCUCAAGUGAUUCGAAUGGAAGAACCAUUACCAUACAACAUAUUGUUACACACACUGUCAAUCUCAAGCGCGCGCCUUCACUUGAACCCCCACCAAGGGGCAAACGCAGAAGGACCAACGAAUCCCAGGAGCGCUAAGAAUACGCUACGACGACCAUGACUUAGACGGAUUUGAUGUCUUUGCGCUUACGGAGUUUGGAGGAUCGUAUCCAAUUUUGCUGGUGUAUAUUUCUCAUUUAUUGCACUGCUAAGUCUCUGUUAUCCCAGCAUAUGGCUGUUCUUGCUACAUCUUAUUGUUACUCUGUUUAUGUUUUGUUAUUACUCGGUGGGAAUCAUCGCAUAUGGAGCUUGUUUUGGCAUUGACAUCUACUAGAGGGGUUAGCAUCCACCUUACGGCGGUCUGGUACUGCCUGUGGCGGAAGGAAUGGAGUUGGAGCAUAGUGUGUAGUUCUGUUUGUGUUGGGAAAAAGAAAGGCCUCGUUUACAAUUGAGUGGCUAGUACAUGUUUAGGAUAUCCUUUGUCAAUUAUGUUUGGUUCAGCGGCAUCUAUUGUUCUCAGUUAGGCUUGCAAUGUUACCCAAUUAAAC
Aspergillus costaricaensis CBS 115574 is the source of this 1278-nucleotide messenger RNA. RefSeq lists its product as uncharacterized. The transcript has a single exon. NCBI's taxonomy places the organism in Eukaryota, Fungi, Ascomycota, Eurotiomycetes, Eurotiales, Aspergillaceae. Bases 200 to 829 code for a protein of 209 amino acids. The record is from RefSeq and is a predicted model, not a curated record.